Loxodonta africana (African savanna elephant) is the source of this 626-nucleotide messenger RNA. It is a transcript of the gene AGR2, whose product is annotated as anterior gradient 2, protein disulphide isomerase family member. The coding region runs from base 1 to 519 and encodes 172 amino acids. The transcript has 6 exons. NCBI's taxonomy places the organism in Eukaryota, Metazoa, Chordata, Mammalia, Proboscidea, Elephantidae. The record is from RefSeq and is a predicted model, not a curated record. Gene Ontology annotation, molecular function: dystroglycan binding. Gene Ontology annotation, cellular component: endoplasmic reticulum.
AUGAAGAAGAUAUCAGUGUCAGCAUUCUUGCUCCUUGUGGCCCUCUCCUAUACUCUGGCCAAAGAUACAACAGUCAAACCUGGAGCUAAAAAGGACUCUCAACUCAAACUGCCCCAGACCCUCUCCAGAGGCUGGGGUGAUCAACUCUUCUGGAUUCAGACAUAUGAAGAAGCUUUAUACAAAUCCAAGACAAGCAACAAACCCUUGAUGAUUAUUCAUCACCUGGAUGAAUGCCCACACAGUCAAGCUUUAAAGAAAGUGUUUGCUGAAAAUAAAGAAAUCCAGAAAUUGGCAGAGCAGUUUGUCCUCCUCAACCUAGUGUAUGAAACGACUGACAAGCACCUUUCCCCUGAUGGUCAAUAUGUCCCCAGGAUUAUGUUUAUUGACCCAUCCCUGACCGUUAGAGCCGACAUCACUGGAAGAUACUCAAAUCGUCUCUAUGCUUAUGAGCCUUCAGAUUUAGCACUAUGUAAGUUUACCUCAUUUCAACAUUCCUGUUGCUGGAGUGGAAAACCCUGAUGGCUUAAUGGUUAAUUAAGUGCUACAGCUGCUAACCAAAAGGUUGGCAGUUCAAAUCCACCAGGUGUUCUUUGGAAACCCUAUGGGGCAGUUCUACUCUUGCCCUA